Molecule: messenger RNA, 1497 nt
Organism: Anolis sagrei ordinatus
Lineage: Eukaryota; Metazoa; Chordata; Lepidosauria; Squamata; Anolidae
Source: RefSeq, a predicted model, not a curated record
AUGACGCUUUGGAGGUCGCUCCAGCUUCUGCUGCCGAAGAAAGGCUUCAUCAUACUGGCGGCGACGGCGGCGACGAAGCGUUGCCUGACGCAGCCGAUGCCGCGACCAAUGAGAGGCGCGCGGAUGGGAAGGCGCCGCGUUGCUAUUGGCGGAGCCGCCGCCACUCUGGGCUGCUUCGGCCUAUCAGCCUUUUCCCUUUUCUCCCAGGAAGCUGAGAAGGAAGAAGGGGGAGGAAAAGGAGGAGGAGAGGAGGAGCCAAAGGAAGUCAAGCAGGAAGAAGCCAUUAUCUUCCUGCUCAAAAAGGCCAAGCUCAGCAUCAUGAAGGGGGAGACGGAGGAGGCUGAGAGGAUCCUCCAUGAAGCGGCCCGGAUGGCGCAAAAGGCCGAAAACACGGCCGCCCUCAUCUACACCUAUGACACGAUGGCCAACCUGGCUUUGUCUCGAGGGCAAAUGGAGGAGGUAAGACUUGCCAAAGACGAGCAGCGCAACCAAAGGCCAAAUUCCCUUCUUUUGCAUCGUUUUUGUCUCGUUUUUCAGGCGGAAAAGCUGUUCAAAGCCACCAUGAGCCACCUCCUUGCAGGAAACAUGAAAGAAGAUGACAACGCCGUCCUCGAGAUCUCCCUCAAAUUGGCCAGUAUUUACGCUGCGCAGAAUCAGGACAAGUUGGCGUUGGCCGGCUACGAGUUCUGCAUCCUGACCCUGGAGGAGAAAGUGGCCCGGCAGAAAGACCAGCCUCCGGACUCUCUCCCAGAGGAAGAGCGGAAGGACACGCGUCUGCUGCUGGGCCUGAGCCUGGACUCCUAUGCGCGCUUCCUCUUGGCUCGGGGCCGAGCCUCCGCAGCGCAGAAGAUGUACAACCGGGCCUUGCGCAUUGCGGCCGAGGAGCAAGGAGAGGCCCACCCACAGACGGUGGUCCUGAUGAGCGACUUGGCCACGGCUUUGGACUCUCAGGGCCUCUACGAGGAGGCCUACGUCCAGGCAAAGAGGGCGGCCGAAUUGGCCAAAGAGACCGGACACCCCGAGGCCCACAUUGUGCUGAACAACCUGGCGGGGAUCCUGAUGCAUAAAGAGGAUUAUUCCGGAGCCAAAAGAGUCUACCAUGAAGCGCUGAAGCAAGCGGAGAAAAGUGGAGAUGACGUGACAGCUGAAUACAUCAGAAAGGAAUUACUGGAGCUGGCCAAAAGGAGGAAAAGGCGGUCGGAGUCAUCAAAAGAGAAGAGCAGAGAAGAGGCGGGAAGAGAGUGAAUGGGACACUUGUUCUACAUCUUAUUCUCAAGCUACCAUUUUUCACUUUGUAGAAAGGAAGAAGGAAAGAAGAGUGGAGCUCCAGAGACCUCAAUUUUCAUAAUUUUUAAACUGCCUUGCCUUUGAAGAAAGGAGGAAGGAGAGAAGAGUGGAGCUCCAGAGACCUCAAUUUCAUAGUUUUUAGAGGAAGGAGAGAAGAGGGGAGCUCCAGAGACCUCCAUUUUCAUAGUUUUUGAACUGACUUACCUUUGG